UCCCCGGCCAGCCACUUUGGUUGGAAGAUGCUUAAGUGUAGCUGGAGAUGCUAUGUGUCCUUUGUCUCUGAGGAUAAUCGCAGCCCGAUCGCUCUGUGGCCUAGGUGAGGGUGCUUUCCUCUUCGAUCUUUAAUGUGCUUUACUGUUUGUGGUUCCACCGACUCAUAAAUAGAUAGUAGUGAAUGAGGCUUGGGGCUCGCACGGCUAACCCCUCCAGGAUACUCUGUGAGAAAGCCUUGACCUUGCUUCCAUAUGGGACUUCCCUCCUUCUUUGUAGGAUGGAUGAGGAGUUACCGGAUGGGGUUGUCUUCAAAGACCACAACUUCUCCUCUGACUUGUUGACACAGCUCAACGGCUUAAGGCAAAGCAAGAUCCUGACAGAUGUGAGCAUCUGCUCUGGGGCCUGGGAGGUCCCUUGCCACCGCAAUGUGCUGGCUUCCAGCAGCCCCUACUUCAAGGCCAUGUUCUGCAGCCACUUCCGGGAGAGAAGAGAGGCCAAAGUGCAGCUGAAAGGCGUCAGCUCCACAACCCUGGAGCAGGUCAUCACAUACGUGUACACAGGAGAGGUGCACAUCUCAGCGGCCAACGUCCUCCCGCUGAUGGAGGCAGCCGCCAUGCUGCAGUAUCCCAGGAUGUUUGAGGCCUGCUCCUCAUACCUGCAGAGCCAGCUGGCCCCCAGCAACUGCCUGGGCCUGGUAAGACUCGCAGAAAUAUUAAGCUGUGAGAGCCUUAAGGAGAAAGCCAAGGAGGUGGCCCUGACUUACUUCCCUGAGGUAGCAGCAUCAGCUGACAUGAAGGAGCUCUGUGCCCUGGAGUUGAGAGACUACCUGGGAGAUGACAGGCUCUGCGGAGAGGAGGAGAAGGUGUUUGAGGCCCUCAUGGCUUGGGUCAAGCACGACCUCAAAGCCCGGUGGAGGCACAUGCAGGAACUGCUGCAGCAGGUCCGCCUACAGUACAUCCACCCCGCCUUCUUCUACCAUUUCAUCGCCAACGACGCCCUCCUCCAGUCCUCACCCGCAUGCCAGGCCAUCCUGGAGAUGGCCAGGAAGCAGAUAUUCUCUUUGCACAGUCCCAGUGCCCAGGACUGCAAAUUCCUGUGGCACACGCCCCCCAGGAGCUCCUAUCAAGACUUCCUGCUCCUCCUGGGGGGACGGAAAGACAAUCAGCAGACCACCAGGGACGUCCUGCUCUACAGUAUGCGGAGUGGCCAGUGGCAGAGCCUCGCCAAACUCCCCACGCGGCUGUACAAGGCCUCGGCCGUCACCUUGCACCGCAGUGUCUACGUGCUGGGGGGCAUGGCUGUCAGUGAGGGCAAGAGUCUCGUCAGCUGCAGCGUCUAUGUCUUCUCUCUGAAACUCAACCAGUGGAGGCUGGGGGAGCCCAUGCUGGCAGCCCGCUACUCGCACAGAAGUGCUGCCCACAAGAACUUCAUCUUCUCCAUUGGGGGCACUGGAGACGGGCAGGAGCUGCUGGGCUCCAUGGAGAGGUAUGACAGCAUCUGUGAGGUCUGGGAGAGCAUGGCUAGCAUGCCUGUAGCUGUGCUCCACCCUGCUGUGGCAGUGAAGGACCAAAGGCUCUAUCUUUUUGGGGGUGAAGACAUCAUGCAGAACCCCGUGCGCCUUAUCCAGGUUUACCACAUUUCCAGAAAUACGUGGUACAAAAUGGAGACGAGAAUGAUCAAGAAUGUGUGUGCCCCCGCAGUGGUCCUGGGGGAAAGGAUUGUCAUUGUGGGAGGUUACACAAGGAGGAUUCUCGCUUAUGAUCCUCAGUCCAACAAGUUUGUCAAAUGUGCGGACAUGAAAGACCGAAGGAUGCACCAUGGGGCCACGGUGAUGGGCAACAAGCUGUACGUCACAGGCGGACGGCGGCUGACCACGGACUGCAACAUCGAAGACUCGGCCUCCUUUGACUGCUACGACCCCGAGACGGACGCCUGGACGUCCCAGGGGGAGCUACCUCACAAACUCUUUGACCAUGCCUGCCUGACUCUCCAGUGCAUACCUCACAGAGCCAGCCUCUCAUGAGAGCCAUAGGAAACCAUCUCAGUCAAAAUGCCGUGCAGUAUGAGAGACUGGAACCCAGCCCCAAAGUCCCGGAGCUGAGGGGCUCUCUGCACAGGAGUCUUUUGUAUUUUUAAUGCCAGUGGAUGCUUUUUAAAAUGCCAUCCCUACCUCUUGAACCAACCGAUGCCAGAAACUACACUGUUAUAACUGGACAGGUCUAGCUCACAUCCCUCCAGAUGGAAGAAAUGGGGUAAACUAUUUGAUUGGCAGCCCAAACUUCCUCUGGGAAACCUCUUCUGGACACACACACACACCUUCCAAGGUCACCCCUGACAUCCAGAAUGAGAGGGCUAAGGGACUCAAGAGGAACUUUGGGAUCACUCAAGCCAGGGGGCACAGGUGGCAGCAUGUGAAACUGGCUCUGACUGUGCCCUGCAUUUUAUGAAUAUAGCGCAUUGAACUUAGCCUCCGUUCAGAAUCUGCGUAGGGUUUAAAAAAUUAUCCUGCAAUGAAAAACAUAAGAACAGAACAAAGUUUGCUUCUGGUGACAAAUGAUCUUUUCUUCCAGGCUCCAGGGAGCUAUAAAGCUGCAGAAUUAAUCCAGGGUUUCAUUUCAUUAAGAAUGGCUUUUCCAGGAAAAACCAACAGAUUCCCUCAUCAACUGCAGCAGCCAUUACCCUCCGGAUGUCAGGGCUGACCUUCCCUGCAUCCCCUUCACUUCCAAGUGGCCCUCAUACUCACCCAUUGUCAAGCUCAUGAAAAAAGGAGCCCGUCACAGGUUCUCAGUGUUGCCUGAGUGAUCUGAUUACAGGGAGGUUGUUUGGAAACAGUACUGUAUACUCCCAUUCAAGACAGGUGCACGGGGGAGGUCCACUAUUCUAUAUCUCUGAAAGGCAUCCUGAGUGGCCCUAUCAUUCCACCGUGGGGGAGACCUGCAGCCCCGUCCUGCUAUGAGCACUGAAGACCACCAUGGCUAUUCUCUUUCCUAUCCUGGCCAAUGCCAGGCAAUCUCAGUAUUCUAAGUAAUGUUGUUCCCCACCCACGGACGCAUCUGGAAUAAAUUUUGCUCUUCUGUGGCUGGUACUAAAGUGCCCACAUGCUGGAGCCUCUCUCCCUUCCCAGCAUUUCAAAGGCUCCUCCUUUCUUCUCGCUUUCCAUCCUUAGCCCCUCAGGCUCUCUUCAUGAGGUAAUACACUUACCUGUACUCCAGGGAUUCGGCUUGCACCAUUGGCCCUGCCCCUCAGCUUACAUACUGACCCUUUCUCUAACCCUCUCCCCUUUUCUCAGACAGGAUUUCACCUGUUGUGAUUGCAAUUCCUACUUUACAUUGCAAAGUAAAAAGCAGUGCUUGGAGGAGGCCCUCUGCAUAUUGUUCCCCUCCGAGGCCUCUCUAAUUAAAGGAGCCCACUGUCCCCAACACUUCCCCUUAAGACCCUGUGAUCGUUAAUCUGAUUGUAAACUUGACAGGAUCUAGAUUCACCAGGUAGGCACAGCCUUGGGCAUGUAUGUGAGAGUUUCUAGACUGGAUUAAUUGAAACGGAAAGACCCAUCCUAAAUGUGGACAUUGGUGAUGCAGGGGCUGGGGUCCUGGCCUGACUAGAGAGGAGAAUGCCAACUGAGAACCAGUGUUCACCCCUCUGCGCUGCCUGACUGCAGGUGCAAUGUGACCAGUGCCUCCUGUUCCUGCUACCAUCACUCCCACAUCAUACCAGGCUGUCCCUUCAGACUGGGAGCCAAAGCAAGCCAAAGUAAGCCCCUUGGGAGCCAAAGUAAGACUGGGAGCCAAAGUAAGCCCUCCUCCUUUGAGUUGCUUUUGCCAGAGGUGUUGUCAUUGAAACAAGGAAAGUAACUAAAAAACACCCUCAUCUCAUUUGUAAUGAACUGAUGAACCUCUUCCCCUUCUAAUAUCUGUCCUGCUCUCUUCUGUAUUCCCAGGGGCUCUCUCCAGCGGCUACAACAUACAUGUAGAUCUUCC
Meriones unguiculatus (Mongolian gerbil) is the source of this 3978-nucleotide messenger RNA. RefSeq names its product kelch like family member 38 (gene Klhl38). The record is from RefSeq and is a predicted model, not a curated record. NCBI's taxonomy places the organism in Eukaryota, Metazoa, Chordata, Mammalia, Rodentia, Muridae. The transcript has 3 exons. The coding region runs from base 183 to 2024 and encodes 613 amino acids. Gene Ontology annotation, molecular function: protein binding.